Messenger RNA from Mus pahari (shrew mouse), 1298 nucleotides. It is a transcript of the gene Ccnb2, whose product is annotated as cyclin B2. Gene Ontology annotation, biological process: regulation of cyclin-dependent protein serine/threonine kinase activity; mitotic cell cycle phase transition. Gene Ontology annotation, cellular component: cytoplasm; nucleus; cyclin-dependent protein kinase holoenzyme complex. The record is from RefSeq and is a predicted model, not a curated record. The transcript is spliced from 9 exons. Bases 83 to 1279 code for a protein of 398 amino acids. Gene Ontology annotation, molecular function: cyclin-dependent protein serine/threonine kinase regulator activity. NCBI's taxonomy places the organism in Eukaryota, Metazoa, Chordata, Mammalia, Rodentia, Muridae.
GGAGCGGAGGGGCCCUGAGCCUCCCAACGGUGUCGCAGAUCGGAGUGGCUGUGCCUCGUCUGCACUUGCCAGGGCGGCCCUCAUGGCGCUGCUCCGACGCCCGACGGUGUCCAGUGAUUUGAAGAAUAUUGACACAGAAGUUAUUCCUAAAGCCAAGAGCCAUGUGACUAUCCGGAGGGCAGUUUUAGAAGAAAUUGGAAAUAAAGUUAGAACCAGAACCACUCAGGUGGCUAAGAAACCUCAGAACACCAAAGUACCAGUUCCGCCCACCAAAGUGACAAAUGUCAACAAACCGCCGAAACCUACAGCUUCUGUGAAACCGGUGCAGAUGGAGGCGCUGGCUCCAAAGGAUCCUCCUCCCGCCCCCGAGGAUGUCUCCAUGAAGGAAGAGAGCCUCUGCCAAGCUUUCUCUGAUGCUCUGCUCUGCAAGAUUGAAGACAUAGAUAACGAGGACGGGGAGAACCCUCAGCUCUGCAGUGACUACGUGAAGGACAUCUACCAGUAUCUCAGGCAGCUUGAGGUUUUACAGUCCAUCAAUCCACACUUCUUAGAUGGAAGAGAUAUAAAUGGACGUAUGCGUGCCAUCCUGGUGGACUGGCUGGUCCAAGUCCAUUCCAAGUUUCGGCUUCUGCAGGAAACUCUGUACAUGUGCAUUGCCAUCAUGGACCGGUUCCUGCAGGCUCAGCCGGUCUGCCGGAAGAAACUGCAGCUGGUGGGGAUCACAGCUCUGCUCCUGGCUUCCAAGUAUGAGGAGAUGUUUUCUCCAAAUAUCGAAGACUUUGUUUAUAUCACAGAUAAUGCUUACACCAGUUCCCAAAUCAGAGAAAUGGAGACUCUGAUUUUGAAAGAGUUGAAAUUUGAGUUGGGCCGACCUUUGCCACUUCACUUCUUAAGGCGAGCCUCCAAAGCCGGAGAGGUGGAUGUUGAACAACACACUUUAGCCAAGUACCUGAUGGAGCUGACACUCGUCGACUAUGACAUGGUGCAUUACCAUCCCUCUCAGGUUGCAGCCGCUGCUUCCUGCCUGUCUCAGAAGGUGCUGGGCCAAGGAAAAUGGAACUUAAAGCAGCAGUAUUACACAGGCUACAUGGAGAGCGAAGUACUGGAAGUCAUGCAGCACAUGGCCAAGAACGUUGUGAAAGUCAAUGACAACCUCACCAAGUUCAUCGCUGUCAAGAACAAGUAUGCCAGCAGCAGACUCCUGAAGAUCAGCACGAUCCCUCAGCUGAACUCGAAAACCAUCAAAGACCUGGCCUCCCCUCUGCUGGGCAUCCCCUAGGCAGCCGGACUUCCAUCCU